AUGGACUGCCAUACUGUAUUUAUUGUACUGUUUGUGACGAUCCAGUAUGGCUGUACAGUGGGCGAGCAUAUAACACCUGUGCCUGUUUUGGAAGCGAAUCGUGAAAUCGACAUUUCCACCCAACUCUGCCGAGGAUACGACCGUAUCGUCGUGUCGCCCCCUGUCCCAAACAAGCCAUUCGAUUUCUUCUACGCCAUUCCUGCUUCGAACAAUUCUCACCUGGCUUUCAUUGAUGUGUCGGUUUCCACGGGCAGCAAGAAGACGAAAUUGGAGGUCGUCAAAUCCAGCGACAAUUUGAUUAAGUAAGG
Messenger RNA from Soboliphyme baturini, 308 nucleotides. The record is from the annotation of a GenBank genome assembly. Lineage: Eukaryota; Metazoa; Nematoda; Enoplea; Dioctophymatida; Soboliphymatidae.